GGUUUGGGUUCAGUCCCAGCUUCCAUCAUUCGUAACCGUCGCUUCAAACAUCGCUAUUUCCCCUUUCCCCAAACGAACGAGCAAAUAGAUCGAUACCCUCCUCCUCGCGCAACUUUGAUAUCCCCGAUCGCAUUAUAGCGAGUACUACGACGAACAUUUCAACGACCGAACGAAUUUGACCCAGUAGCGAUCGCAAUCGCAAUCAUAAACGCAGCUCCAAUUGGACCGAACGAAAAACAUUUAGUUACACCACACAAAGCACAAAAUGGCCUCCAGAGUCCUAUCCACCGCCUUCCGUCGCGGCUUCCAGACAUCAGCAAGGAGGUUCGAGUCUGUCGCUACGACCUCCAGCGCUGGAGUUCCCGGCGCGGGCGCGGUGCCACCGUUGCCUGCUAGGAAACCUGUUGGUGCUUUUCGUGGGGGGCUCUUCGGCUUCUUCUUUGGUAGCACUCUCGCCGGCAGUGCUGUCUACUACUAUGCGCUCCAAGAGUACAAGGCCUCGAACGAUCUCUUGACGGAAGAUAUCUACGCUCUCCAGAAUGCUGUCGACAGGCUGAGCAAAUACCUUGUUACCUUGGAGGAGAAGAUGGAGGCGUUGGAGAGGAAGAGGAAGUAAUCGACAUCUUGCGGAUGAGGAAAGAAUACAUAAGAAGUUUGGGGACACGGGCACAUAAUCGACCGUUAUGUGAAAACCAAAAGAAUAAGAACUAAGGAUGCGGGAUGGGGUUCUAUUGACAUCAAAAGCUGAAGUGCGAAAGUGGUGUCCAUUUUCAUGGUUUGAAAUUCCAGUUGGAGGAGAGCGUGCUCUGGUGGUAAUCGGACGGGAGCUUUCGCUGUACAUACAUCGAAAUUGGGUUGCUUGAAGCCAGAAGUUGGAAUCGACAAGGAAGAGGUUUUCUUAUC
Molecule: messenger RNA, 903 nt
Organism: Neurospora tetrasperma FGSC 2508
Lineage: Eukaryota; Fungi; Ascomycota; Sordariomycetes; Sordariales; Sordariaceae
Exons: 3
Coding region: 266-616 (116 amino acids)
Source: RefSeq, a predicted model, not a curated record